Molecule: messenger RNA, 492 nt
Organism: Didymodactylos carnosus
Lineage: Eukaryota; Metazoa; Rotifera; Eurotatoria; Philodinida; Philodinidae
Source: the annotation of a GenBank genome assembly
AUGGCUGCAUGGCCUCCGUCUGUGUGCGGUAUUGGUGUUGGUCUGUUACAAUUAUUUUUUAUUUUUCUGUUGGAACGAUCGUUAGGUGUUUCAUCAGCAUUCACAGUUUUUGUUGCACAACUAUGUCGUAUACCGAUAUUUAGUAGAUUAGUACCAGAGUUAGCUAAAUUUACGUAUGGUCUAAAAAAUGCCACACCACUCUUGUUUGCUAUUGGGGCUGUAAGCGGCAGUCUGUUAUCAUCAUGUUUAUCACAAACAUUUCCAUUAGGAAAAGAAAAUGGAGCAAAUAUAUACAAUAGUAUAUUAGGCGGAUUUUUUUUAUUAAUGGGCUCAAGAAUUGCUGGAGGCUGUACGAGUGGUCAAGGAAUAUCUGGUGUCACUCAUUUACUCGUUGGAUCAUUUGUUGCCACGGCAGCCAUGUUUGGGGGUGGAAUAUUGUUUGCUAUCACAUACUCAUUUGCCAAAGUAGAUUUGGCCUCUGGUACAUUGUAA